UCCCUAAGAAAAAAAAAAAUCGUGUGGCCAGACAGUAACACAUGAAGCACUGCCCCAUAUUAAACCAAACCGCUCCGUGACACAAUAUAACCUUGUCAGUGCAAAGACCACAAGGUAGCACGCCUCGCCCCCAGCUAGGAGACGCAAACACUUCGCACCUCGACAGACAUUUUACAUCACCACCAUCAAGCCAGCAGACGGUCGUGUGGUCACCAUCUGACGGACGCACCAUCACCACCACCACCACUGCCGCCCCUGCCGCCGCCGCCGCUGCUGCUGCUACCACCACCACCACCGCCACCGCCACCUCCUCCUCCUCGCCGCCGCCUGUAGUCGUCGCCAGCGCUUCCUCCACCACCACCACCAUGUCCUGCAAUCCCAAGACGAUAAAGGAUGCAAUUAACGCCAACCUUCUCCCCAUCCUGACCGUCUCUGGCGUGACUGGGGGCGUGGUACUGGGGCUGAUCCUACGGUACUCCCGGGAUGAGCCGUGGACGAAACGAGAGGUCAUGUACGUGGGCUACGUUGGUGAGCUCUUCCUUCGAGCCCUCAAGGCCCUCAUUAUCCCCCUCAUAGUCUCCUCCCUGGUUUCAGCUAUCGGAUCUCUGGACUUGUCGCUCUCAAAGAAGAUUGGUCUGCGCGCUGUCUGCUAUUACCUCACGACGACUGUGUUGGCUGUGGUGUUGGGCAUCAUCCUAGUGGUGAGCAUUCACCCAGGCAAGGGUUCGGACGAGGGCAUCACCAAGGCUGGAGAGGCAAGGAGCGUCUACACUCCUGACCUGCUCAUGGAUCUGCCUAGAAACUUCUUCCCACCGAACUUGAUCCAGGCUUGCUUCGAGACGCACAAGACGGUGAUCGUUGAGCCCAAACCGGAAGACUUCGUGAACGAUACACGAAUUGAGGAGUGGAUCAGAAAAUAUAACUGGACGAACGGUACAUUGCCCCCAAAGUCUGAAUGGGACAUCAAGCACGAGCACGCCCGGGCAAUGAAUAUCAUGGGCCUGGUGAGCUUUGCAACAUUCCUGGGCCUGGCGCUCUCCACACUGGACGCCAAAGGGAAGCCGCUACUCGACUUUUUCCAGUCCCUCUCCGACGCCUCCAUGGUCAUCACCUCCUGGCUUAUCUGGAUUUCUCCCGUUGGUAUCCUCUUCCUGGUGGCUUCCAUGAUGAUCGAGAUGGAGGACUUCAGUGUCAUGUUGGGUCAGCUUGGCAUGUACUUCGGCACUGUGGUCCUCGGCAUCUUCAUCCACGGCUUCAUUGUCCUGCCUACUCUGUACACUGUCUUCACCCGCAAGCUUCCCUUCCGCUUCCUGGCCAACAUGAGUCAGGCCUACAUCACCGCCUUCGCCACCGCCUCCAGCUCAGGAACCCUGCCAGUGACCUUCCAGUGCCUUGAGGAGAAGAACAAGAUUGACAUGCGUGUGACCCGGUUUGUCAUCCCCAUCGGCGCCACCAUCAACAUGGACGGCACAGCUCUUUACGAAGCCGUGGCCGCCAUCUUCAUUGCUCAGGUCCGAGGUCUGGCGCUCUCCAUCGGCCAGGUUGUUGCUAUCAGCAUCACGGCCACGGCAGCAGCUAUUGGGGCGGCCGGCAUCCCUCAGGCCGGUCUGGUAACGAUGGUGAUGGUGCUGGACGUGGUGGGACUCCCUGCUGAGGACAUGACUCUUAUCAUUGCUGUGGAUUGGUUGCUGGAUCGAUUCCGUACCAUGAUCAACGUUUUGGGAGACAGCAUUGGCGCCGGCCUUGUCUAUGAACUCAGCAAGAAGGAACUGGAGAAACUGAACAUCAAUGCAAACGGCGAUGUGGAGCGGCCUUCCAACGAGAUCGGUAUGGAUGCUGUGGAGUCGAGCAAGAUGUGAGAGGAAGAAGGGGCUAGAGAGGCUCAGCUUAAUGUACAGUUCACGAAGACUCCCGACGCCGCCGCCUCUGCCGGGGACUCGACCCAACAACGCUGGAGGGAGUCGUCCUCUUCCCAGCAUGAAACUCUCUUGUAGGAUCUGCUAGUGCGAUCCAACUCCUCCUGGUGCGGCGGUUAUUAUUAUAUGUAGCAUCCCGCGGUGUGUGUGUGUGUGUGUGUGUGUAAGUGUGAGUGUAUGUAAGUGCGUAUGUGUGUGGGUGGGUGUAUGUGUAAGUUCUCUGUGGUGUUCCCAGUAGAUUUUAUAAGUAAAGUAUGUACCACGCACGCCGUCGGGCAAGCAAACAAACAAACAAAAAACACAAGGAGUAGGUGAUUUUAUAACUCUGUCUUUUAUCUUUCCUCUCUCUAUUUGCCUUCAUCUCUGUUUUGAACACACAAUGAAAUCUAGAAGUACAGCUGGUACUGGGUAAAUGUCCAGCCAGCCUGAACCCAAUGAGUCAGUAGUGUUGUUGCCAGUCUUCCUCACCACACUGUCCAGGGAAGGGGAGAAGAGCCAGAAAAAGCCAAGGUAGAGCCAGGAAGAGCUGUUGGUCUUACCAAUAAAACAUAAUUGUUGAGUCAAGUAGAAGUCAAGGUUUUAUUCUUUCUUUCUCUUCUUUUUUUUUUUUUUUUUUUGGUAAUAAUGUGUCUUCGUGUACUUUUUUACUUCUGUUUGAUGAUCUUUCCGACUUACUUUCUUGCCAUCACAGUCCAUUAGAAGUCAGGGUUUUCAUUCUCAUUUUCUUUCUCUUCCUUCUCAUUUAGUUUGGCAGUAAUGUUUCAGUCAUGGUACUGUUUUGUGACCUUUCUGACGUUCAUUCAUGAAUCGGUUUUUUAUGUUGGUAGUUACUAUAGUCAUUUGGUACCUGGAUUUCUUUCUCUUUAUUUGUAUUUUGGCAUUUAUUGUAAUGUUUUAAGUGAAGUGUUUUUCAGUCAUCCCUGUGGCAAAAAAAAGAAAAAAUGUAAAAUACAGUUCAACUUUUAACUUUUUACUGUGUAUGUAUAUUCUAUUGCAUUCAGCGAUACAUAUCCUUUUAACGUCCUUUUUUUAGUAUCACAUAUAUUCAAGAACUCACAUGAAACAUCACACUUCUCACAAAAGACAUCAGUAUCAGUACAUUUCACCUCAGUUCAGCUAAACAUCCUGCAUAGAGAUAUUAAGCAUGUGUUCACAUGGGCAGCAUCACCACACGCUGGUAACACGCUGGUAAUAAUGACUUGGCUUGGCCCUGACGUCCUUGCAAGUCUUCUCUCCUAGUGGUCAGGUGGAGUUAGGUCAAACCAAACACAGCCAUCAAGAUAACCUGUAUGUGUGUGCAAGGCAACCAGAGCGGGAACCCAAGGGGGCCAUAGUUGUAGGUAGCUGUUAAAUUGUAAUUGUUUGAGACUUCCAUAUUGCCUAAGUGUUAAGUAAGAGAAUAUAAAUCUUUAUAGGAAGGAUCAACGAGUCCUCGUAGUUAGUUAACUGCUGGUCAAGAGUGAGAGAGAGAGGAGGCAGUUUUGAAAUUGUUGUGUUUUUGUUAAGACGUUGUAUAUUAAUAGUCUAUCAGUGCUGUAGUUAACCUGUAGCCCGAGAAAGAUCAUUUAAGUAGCUGUACCUAAAUUUAUAUUAUGUAGAAAACCACACUGAUAUUUUUUUUGACACUUGUUCUCAUCACAACAGAGGAGAAUAACCUUCAUUUUACCUUCACAGCAUAUCAAAGUAUUCAUUAAGGAAGAAGAAGAGGAAGAAGAAGAAGAAGAAGAAGAAGAAGAAGAAGAAGAAGCCCACUUUCAUGUACAUAUUAAAGUAUAUUUAAACUUACUGUAAAUCAGAUUGUAGUGUUUCUUAGAUACAAAAAAUGACUAUUUGGUAAUGUAUAGGAGCUGUUUUGUAUUGUUGUCACGUGGGAAAGUCUACAGAAACGCAUAUACUCGUUUGUGUCGUGUCGGUGUAGUUUGUGUAGCGACCACCCUCACUGUUCCUUUAUGACAACAAUGAGAUUCAAUAUGGGAUAACAAAGAGUGCUGAGGACAAGUCACAAUCACGCACAGCAAGCUCACCUACAAGUGUGUGUAGUUGAGGCAAAGACAUAAGUUUUAAGAGCACAGACUUUGGGUUGCCAGUUCACAGGUUAUUUUCAUUCAGAAGUUUCAAAAGCACAGUUGGCAGUUGAGAGCUUAAAUUAUUCCUUGUCUAGUGGCAGUUCAUGGUCUUGUUUUAAGAUGGCAAGUUCCUAAAUUCAGUUCUUUACAUUCGGAAGUUUCAGUAGCACAGUUGUCAGUGUCAGAAGCCUUAAUUCUUCCUUGGUUAGGGGCAUUUCAUGGUCUAAAGAUAGCAAGUGUCUGAAUUAAAUUGCAUAGAUACUACAGAAUUUGAGUUCGUGGUUCAUUUAAGUCACCUCUUAUCUUUGCAUUCAAAUGGAUGCCAACAUUGACAUUUGCACAUCAGAAUCGAGUUGCAUACAUCAAAAUUUUGGUUCGUAGUUCACGUAAACAAGUCAACUCAUGUCUUUGUAUUCAGACAGGUGCCAACUUUGACCUGUGCACAUUCUACCACAGUUACAUCGACACUCCCAUCAACACACAUACUACACAACACAACAUGAAGAAGGAUCGACCUGUGAGCACUAACCAGGAACCCCACGCCACUGUCAUCACCAUGGGCAGGAGGUAUCAGGCCCACACAGGGAAAAGAUGUUGAGGCACAUUUGUAAACUUAGCGAGUAAGGAGUUUUGUUGAAAUUAGCGAUAUAUGUAGUCAGUUCUUGUUGUCCCAUCUGUGAGGUCUUUGAUUUCAUUUCGCCUUUUCAUCCUUCUAUAGUGAGGCAUUAGGUUGUCUGAUGUCACUCUUAGCACACUACACUAUCAGAUUAAUGUGUUCGUAAGGCUCUUCGUGUGGAAAUGCUAUAUAUGUAAUUAAAAACAUAAGUACCGUGUAUAGCUGACUGACUUCCCAAACAGUACAUAAUUGGUCAUAAUAUGGAAUAUCGUUAUCUCUGUAUUAUUGUUCUUUGUUUUAUUGUGUAUUGUGAAGGAUCAAGCAAUUCCUAGCCUGAAUAAGGACGUUAUUUUGUGUUGUGUGGGCAUAAGCAUAAUAUUAUUAGUGCAUAAACGCUGCAUGAGAGGCGGGUUGCUUGCUACCUCACAACCCCGGAAACACAUGAUGGCCAGUGAAAAAGAAAAAAAAAAACAGUAAAAUAAAAAAGUGUGACUGAGGAAAGGACCAAAAAAGUUUGAAGAAAAUGAGUAAAUGUUUAUUAUUUUAUCUAAAGUGAUUAAUGCUAUAUUUUUAUUUUUAUUCUUUACAUGUGAUUUUUUUUUUUUUUUUUUCGUGUGUGAUUCCUUGAAGUGCGAAUGCUGACUCCCAUCAUAGACUUAAGUUUCAACUCUUCAUAUCAUACCCGUUCCCUCCUUUUCCCUUACGUGAGAGAAAAAAAAAUCUUUAUAGUGAUAAUGUUUUUAUUUCUAUAGAAUCUAGUUGAAGUAAAUGUUAAGAUCGUGCUUGUGGACAAAACUGCAAUAAAUGAAUAAACUUGA
Messenger RNA from Scylla paramamosain (green mud crab), 5416 nucleotides. It is a transcript of the gene Eaat1, whose product is annotated as excitatory amino acid transporter 3-like. The transcript has 12 exons. Gene Ontology annotation, cellular component: plasma membrane. Gene Ontology annotation, biological process: L-glutamate transmembrane transport. The record is from RefSeq and is a predicted model, not a curated record. NCBI's taxonomy places the organism in Eukaryota, Metazoa, Arthropoda, Malacostraca, Decapoda, Portunidae. Bases 366 to 1859 code for a protein of 497 amino acids. Gene Ontology annotation, molecular function: L-glutamate transmembrane transporter activity; neutral L-amino acid transmembrane transporter activity; glutamate:sodium symporter activity.